AUGGAAUAUAGAUUAGUUCUCAACAAUCGCAGUGAUGUUGAAAUAACGAACAAUGAUAUGAGCGGUAAAUUCCAUCAACAAUUGAAAUAUUAUAAGUAUCGUCGUGUUCCAUCAAAGAAUGGGAAAGCAAUUUUCUACCUCUUCUUUCGAAAAGAGGAAGAAACAUAUGCCGCUCUUCGAGCAGCACAAUCAAUAAAAGAAAUAUCACUUGUUAGAUACUAUCCAUCUGAUCAUAUUAAUUCAGAAUCUACAUUUAGACCAUUUCCACCACAACAGAUUAUAGAUAUCUGUCGUUAUGCAUUUAGAAAUCGUCUUGAUAAUUUUUAUCAUGUGAUGAAUGGAUCAAUAUCCAUUAUAUUACCCGUAUCAACAAUAAUCCUUCAAUUUCCUGUUGCUCAUCAACAAAAUAAUCAAUUCACUAUUCCAUGUGUUCAUUGUGGACAAUGCAAUUUAUUACAAACAAAUGAUGAGAAAGAAGAAAAGGAAGAUAUGAUUGAAAUUAAGGACGAUGUAAUUGAAAUCAAGGAUGAUAUGAUGCAUAUUAAAGAAGAAAAACUUAGUUUUGAUUUUGAAAUGGAUGAAUGCAUCUUGCAUAAAGAUCCAAAUCUUUAUACAAAUAUGUUUUCGCCCAUUUCAAUUGCAGAAUCAGAAGGUGUAGAAAAUAAACAAUCAUCUCUUCAAGAAGACCAGGACGAAAAUCUUGGUUUUAUUUUAAAAAAAUGCUGCAAUGAUAUUUCUGAAAUCGUGCAAUAUUUAAAAGAAGAUAUUAUUUUAAACAGUUAG
This is a messenger RNA of Rotaria sp. Silwood2, 783 nucleotides long. The record is from the annotation of a GenBank genome assembly. Lineage: Eukaryota; Metazoa; Rotifera; Eurotatoria; Philodinida; Philodinidae.